Messenger RNA from Coniosporium apollinis CBS 100218, 1209 nucleotides. RefSeq lists its product as uncharacterized. The record is from RefSeq and is a predicted model, not a curated record. Bases 1 to 1209 code for a protein of 402 amino acids. Lineage: Eukaryota; Fungi; Ascomycota; Dothideomycetes. The transcript is spliced from 2 exons.
AUGCUGAAGACUGCUUAUGGUGCUCUGCUCACGGUCAUUGUCAUCAUUCUCGCGGUCGGCCGUCCUUGCGGUUGUUACAUGUUCCUUGAGAGGCUAUGGAGUCUCAUCGGAAGCCAUGCAAUCUGCUUCGGGUUGGGCCUUCUGCUUUUCCCUCUGGCUAGACGUAUCCUGUCUCGACACGCCGAACCAGGUGCAGACGGCCGCGAAGGCAAUGACAGCGCGCUCUAUGGUCUUGAUCACGGAAGACUGAACAUUGCGUUGCCGCCGCCGACGAUGUGGAUGAAUAUGGGCUACUGGGAAACGACUUUGGACUUCCCCAUCGCCUGCCGCGCCCUCCUCGAUGAGGUCUUGAUAACCGCCAAGCUUUUAACACCAGAAAGCAGAUCUCUCCCCUCCAAUCCACAUCGCGCUCUGACUAUCAUCGACUUGGGCUUCGGUUGCGGUGAUCAGACCAUGUAUCUUAUGCAGAAAUUUUCCAAGGCCAUGCCUGCUGUUGAUGCGCUCACUGACAAACAGCGCUUGCCUCUCAUUGAUCGCUACGUAGGCGUGACGCUGAACCUUACGCAAUUCCAGUACGCCGAAAGUCGUCUGGCCGCCCUCGGCAUGCUUAGCCGCAAAGACGCCAAUCCUUCCAUUCAGAUCUUCUGCGCGGAUGCCGCGCAGCCCGCUUCAUGGAGCGAGGAGCUGUUCAGAGCCGCAAAAGCAAACGCAGCCUCUCCUCCGCCGCCCACGGACGCCUUCGAGUCGGUAAUGCUUGGGGACAGCGCCAGCCGGGAAACAUGGGUUUUGGCUCUCGAUACCCUCUACCACUUCUCCCCGUCCCGACAGCCCAUCCUCAACCACGCGUACCGUGAGCUGCAGGCCUCGCUGAUGGCCUUCGACCUUGUGCUCGCAGAGGACGCAUCGAGGCUCGAUCGCGUGCUUCUGAUGGCUGUGUCUAUUCUUACUGGCACCCCAUUCGCUAACUUUGUGACGGCAGUCCAAUAUCGCAAGAUGCUGGUAUUGGCCGGGUAUGCCGAUGACGGUAUUGAGAUUAGGGACGUCUCGGAGCACGUCUUUGCGCCGCUGGCCCGGUUUCUGAAGGAUAGGGAGAGACAGCUGGGUUUGAUUGGUUUGGGGAUUGGCGCGUAUCGCGUUGCAAGAUGGAUGUUUGGAUGGUGGGGGAGGAGUGGGGUUGUGAGAGGCGUUAUUGUUGUUGCCAGGAGAUGA